AAGUGAGAAGUGAAACGAAAUCAAAGACAGUACAAAACGAAAAGAAGAGUAAAGAAAGACAAUAAAUCGGUCAAGCCGCAACAACACAACAAGGACAUAGCAAGACGUCUUCACAGGUGAGCAAGGACAAUGGAUACUGCUAUAAACAUCAACGAAGCGUAGCGACCCACACACACACAAAUUGUAAUUCUUGUUGAUUAACCGAACGCCCUUUUUGGAGCAGAUAAAAUCACUACAAAUGCAAAAUGAAUUCGGAGCAAAUUAUGCCGAUGUCGUCUGGGUUGCCACCACCGUCGCAGAGAUCUACAUGCGGCGACUACAAAGCGGAAACGGAAACGUAUGGGACGGCGAGCGUACCGGUAUAUGGGCCCAUCCCGACUACGUCCGGCAGCAGCUACGCUACUUUUUCCGUAUUGUCCAACUUAUCAAAAGCGGCGACAGGGCAACCAUCGAUGCCGCUAAUGCUGCCCGCGCCUACGACCACCACGUUCAAGUCAAUCCCAAUGGGCACCACGCCGACAACUUCGACGAACCAGCCCCAGCUGACCUUGUUGAACCCGAAUACCCCGAACCUGAUCCCACUAUCGAUGUCGAUGUCAUUGAGUACGACGCCGACGCAGCAGCAGUUGAUGACAACGCCGACGGCGCUGCCCCAGCAGCAGCAGCAGCAGCAGUUAAUGUCAACGGCGACGGCGCUGCCGACGCAGCUGCUGCCGAUGCCGACGCUGGAGGAUAUUGAAGUGGCAACCCAAGCAACAGCACAAGCCCAACCACCACCACCACCCAGCGGCAUUCUCAAAUAUCCAGCACCAGCCAAUGUCGGCUACAUCAGUGAGCUGCUGCCACUACCACCCACAGGCGCCAGCACCAGCAGCUCCAUCAACAGCGGCAAUUGCGGCACGCUCAAAAGCAACGCCAAGCUGUUGCCACUACAACUGGGAGUGGUGCCUACGCCAGUUGUCGCCACCAGCUCCACCACACGCAAAGAACCGCCGCCGAUUUCCGUCAACGUUGCCGCCGUCGCUGCAGCCGCUGCCGCAGCACAGGCGCAACCACAACAACAGCAGGAGCAACGUACCGGCUGGUGCGCUUGCUUUGGCUCGCCGGCGAACAAUCCGGAGGAAAAGACACCACCCGACUAUGACAACAAGAAGAAGAAACGCAAGAAGGCAGCUCAGACAAUUUGGUCAACACUGCUCACCAAUAUGGGCAUCUGCACUCUGCUUCUGGCCUAUACACUGCUUGGCUCCUUCAUAUUCCUAACCAUUGAGAACGAGGACUCGGCUCUGUUGCACCAACAGCAUACGCUGGCAUCCACAAAGCGCAACAUGGCCCUGAACGGCGGCAAUGGCAUCUAUCAGCAGCAAAGGUCGCAGUCGCAGUCACAGCAGCAGCAGCAGCAACCACAACAACAUCGGGCACAGCACACGGACAAUGAUACUACUGCAGUUGGCCAUGGCCAGGAGUUGAUGCUCGAGGGCCGAGAUGGUCGCACCAGCAGCAGCUUUGGCUAUGGCCCUGCAUCGAAUGACUUUAUUUAUGGCAUAGAUGAGACAGAUCUUGAGCCGGGUGGGCAGCCGCAGUUUGCUUUAGCACCGGAUACUUAUGACGUAAGGCAGCGCACCAUUGAGAAUAUCUGGGACAUAACCGUUUCGCUCAACAUACUCUACAAGGAGAACUGGACAAAAUUAGCCGCACUUGAAAUUGCCAAGUUUCAAGACCAAUUAAUCAAGAGACUGAACGAGGACGUUAUGCUGCAAUUAUCACACGACGAUUUGGCUGCUGGACACACAGCAUCCGCCGCUGGCUCUGGCGCUGGCGCUGGUGCUGGUGCUGGCUCAUCAACAGCGGGUAACAAUCCAGCCACAGAAGCUGUCCUACUCCACACACACUAUCAUCAUCAUCGUUUGGCUGGGGCAGGCGGGCCGCCGCACGAGUGGAAUUUCGCUAAAGCGUUUUUGUACUCUCUGACCGUUUUGACCACAAUUGCAAGCACUGCAGCCAUUCUUGCCAGAAUAUGCACGCCCGCGCAGCAGGUUGAUUUCUCAAGCGCUCGUGCUUGCCCUGCUGGAUGCUCGAACCCUGCGCGCUAUUGCUCUCACGAUGAGAAGCGCAUGGCGGAGAAGGAGCGACGCAUGAAGCGCAAGCGGCAGCAGGAGGAACUGCGCAAGCAGCAGGCGGCCAUGCAGGAGCCGUACUAUGUGCGAGAUGUUUACCAUGCCACCGAGGAGAAGCUAACGGUGGCCGAGAUCAAUACGCCCACGGGAACUGCAGCCACUGGCAAUAGCAGCGCCGCUGAUAUUGAUUCGCUAAGUGCCAGCGAAUCGCGCGGCUCGAUGCAUGGCUGGAGUCUUUGUGCACCGAUUCUGCUCUGCUUCACCAUGGUUAGCAUCUAUAUUGGCUUUGGCGCCAUGGUCAUGUACCGCCUGGAGAACUGGCCCAUUGUCGAUGGCAUCUACUUUUGCUUUAUGAGCUUGUCCACCAUUGGCUUUGGCGAUAUGCUGCCCACGCUUAGACGCGACUCGAAUGCCACCACCUGGUUCUGCUCCGUCUACAUUAUGUCCGGCAUGACUUUGACCGCCAUGUGCUUCAAUGUGCUGCAGGAGGAGAUUGUCCAUCGCAUCAGCGUUGUGGUCAAGUUCAAGCAAUCGGAUGAGCUGGUCACUGCCUCCAACAGCGCCAUGUUGGAGUUGAAUCAUGAGGAGGGCAGCCAGUACUAUGGCCCACCCGCCUGACGCUAUGAGGGGCGAGCUGGACAUCUAUAUCAACGCCAUCCCACCGAAGAGACUCUGGUGACAGAUACGCCCACAUCGGUGGUGCUGAGGGAUUACGUUAACCAUGAGCUCGUUCCCAUUCUAACCAUGGAUCCCAACAGCUG
This is a messenger RNA of Drosophila busckii, 2878 nucleotides long. RefSeq lists its product as uncharacterized. Gene Ontology annotation, cellular component: membrane. The record is from RefSeq and is a predicted model, not a curated record. Gene Ontology annotation, biological process: potassium ion transmembrane transport; stabilization of membrane potential. The transcript has 7 exons. Bases 246 to 2735 code for a protein of 829 amino acids. Gene Ontology annotation, molecular function: potassium ion leak channel activity. Lineage: Eukaryota; Metazoa; Arthropoda; Insecta; Diptera; Drosophilidae.